Molecule: messenger RNA, 2136 nt
Organism: Trichosurus vulpecula (common brushtail)
Lineage: Eukaryota; Metazoa; Chordata; Mammalia; Diprotodontia; Phalangeridae
Exons: 4
Coding region: 1-1887 (628 amino acids)
Molecular function (GO): zinc ion binding
Source: RefSeq, a predicted model, not a curated record
AUGGUGACGGAGGGGGUUAACGAGCGGGAGCGCGGUCGGUCUCCAUGGCCUGUCUCCCAGCCCCUGGGUCUGACCUCAGUCCGAGCCCUCCCAGGGCUUUCUCUGUCCUUGUCCCCUCCUCCAGGUCUCGGCUCCAUCCCUUCGGUCCUCAGGAAGAAGACUUGGGUGGAUGGGUGGGGGGCAGAGAGGGCAGGAAGGAGCCUCACAGUAUGCCUGCCAUCCAUCCCGCAGCCGGAGGAAGAAGCCUCGCGGUGUGCUGGCCUUGCCGCCGGUGGCACCACCAUGGGGGAACUGGGCCUGGGCCUGGAAUUUCACACGUGGCACCAGUUCAGCAGCUUCUUUGAUGACUGGUGUGAGCGGCACAAGGUGCUGUUCAUCAUCGCCAGCCUCAAGCCACUGAUCUCUCUGCGCCAGCCUCCACUGUCUUACCUACCCAGCCUGGCCACGACCCUGCGCUUCCGCUUUGUGCGCCUCAUCUGCAAGCACAGUGGCACCUAUGUGGGGCAGAGCGUUGUGCAGCGAGACCAGCAAAGCCAGAAGAUUGACUGCCCAGCCCUCAUCACCCUCCGCCUGGGCCCCAAGAAGGAUCGGUUGGUGGUGACCGAGGCCAGACUGCAGCACAACCAUCAGCUCUCACCCAGGGAGUUCUCCCGAUGCUUCAAGCGCCGCCAGCUGGAGGCCAGCCUGGGCCUGCCCAUCCGGAUCACCAACAGCGUCUCCAAGCGCUUCCUGGCUCCUGACCUUGUCUGGAACCUGGAGGACUACAGCCGAGCCAAGGACAAGGGCAUGUGCAAGCUGCUUGGGGAGAUGCACACGCUCUUUCGGGCUGACCCAGGGGCCAAGGUCAAGCUGGUCUUCCAGGAGGAUGUGGCCAUCCUCAACUCCAUCUUCUUGGCCACAUCGCACAUGCGUCAGCUGGCACGUUCCUUCCCCCGCCUCCUUUUUUUGGACCAGGCCGCCAGCCUGCCUGGAGACUUUGAGCUGUACUCUGUCCUUUGCCAGGAUGCCAAUGGGCGAGGCCGUGAGGUGGCCUAUUGCCUUGCCCGCAGAGGCACGCCGGACUUGCUAGUCUUCAUUGUGGCCUCUUUGGUGCAGAGUGUCCCUGAGAUCAAGGCCCUGGUGGAGUGUCUUACCAUUGGUGUGUCCUGCCUUGUAGGUGUGGAUACUGUGGAGGAGGUCUUACCCUGUGCUCGAGUGCAAGUGUGCCGAGCUCAGGUCCUGGAGGCCCUGGGGCGCAGGGCCCGAGAGUUGACUGUGCCAGGGGAGCGGCACAUUGUCAACCUCCUGCACAACCUGGCCCACGCGGCCUCCCCUAAGGUCUACAGCCAGUAUCUCAGUGACCUGGAAGAUGUGGCCCCCCUAGAGUUCCUCCGCUACUUCCUGGAGACCUGGCAUCCACACAAAGGGGCCUGGGUCGCCUGCUGGGCGUACCACCGUGGGGAUAGCUGCCCCUUUGUGGACCACCUCGAGGCUCACAGGCAGAAGCUGCUACCUGCCCUGGCCCGGGAUUCCUCUCUGGCGGGCUCUGUUCGGGGCCUGCUGGACCUUGAAAGCCUGCCUGUGGAACUUCAGGGGUUGCAGGCUGAAGAGGUGGCUGAGCGCUACCAGGCAGUAGGACCUGAGGAGGUGGCAGCCCUGGUGGCUGAGGAGCUGGCGCUGGCCCGCCAUGGUGGGGGCAUCCAGCCAGCAGAGGGUGGGGGCUUUGUGUUGGAGGGUACAGGCCGGGGAGCUACCUUUACUGUGGGGGCUGACCUGGCCUCCUGUAGCUGCUCUAUUUUCACAGCUGGCCACCGGCCCUGCCGUCACAUCUUUGCUGCCCGCCUCUGGGCAGGGAAGGCUCUCUUUGAUGUCAGCCUUCUGCCCCCUGUGGGUGGUGACGAUGGGUAAGGCUAUUCCCUGGGACCAUGGUAGGACCUCUCUUUUUGGUAGCUCCCACAGUAGAGAGGGCAGAAGAAAAAGUCACAGGUUUGCCUUCUUUUUUUCCCCCUGCCCCUCAGACCUGGACUGGCCUGGGAAGGAGGGAACCCAUCAGGCUGGCAGGGUGGGUGCCUGCCAUGGGGACCAGGGAAAAGGAGGUGCAGUUUGUAUGUUUCCUGGCAAGAAUAAAACACAUUCUGUGGGGUGUCCUACCUCCCA